Molecule: messenger RNA, 2238 nt
Organism: Melanotaenia boesemani (Boeseman's rainbowfish)
Lineage: Eukaryota; Metazoa; Chordata; Actinopteri; Atheriniformes; Melanotaeniidae
Gene: omgb
Product: oligodendrocyte myelin glycoprotein b
Exons: 2
Coding region: 184-1578 (464 amino acids)
Biological process (GO): neuron projection regeneration
Molecular function (GO): protein binding
Source: RefSeq, a predicted model, not a curated record
CACCUGCACUGGACAAGAGAGCAAGUGUCAAUUUUUAAUAGGGAUAUAAGAGGCAAAUAGUCAUAGACAACCAAAUUCAACUUCUGCAGAGCACCAGCUGGUCCUGAACUUGAAAGCAGGAGAGGAGAGGGAAGAGGUGCUGGACAGCAAAAAGGAGCAGAGAAAAGUGACUGGAAUGAUAAAAUGAGAAGUAGGCAUGCGCUGUUGAAGCUUUUUCUCAAUGAGGCCCUUGUGGAACUUGUGCUUGUGUUGUGGCUGGCUUCGAGUGUCCUGGCCGUGUGUCCCUCCGUGUGCUCCUGCAGCCGCAGCCACAGAGAGGCAGACUGCUCCUGGAAGGGUCUGAGGCAGCUACCUGAUGGUUUGCAGCAUAAUCUACGAUCCCUCAACUUGUCCCACAACAGAUUUCACAACCUUGAUGGUGAACUAACUCCGUACACCCACCUCCGCAUUCUUGAUGUGUCUCACAACAGGCUGAGCUGGCUACCCAAGGAGUUGCCUCGCUCCCUUUGGCAGCUCCAUGCUGCCUUCAACCGUAUGCAGCUGUUGGACAAAAAUGACACGGCCUACCAGUGGAAUCUGAGAAUACUCGACCUCUCAAAUAACAAGCUGGAGAGAGCCAUCUUCAUCAAUAACACUCUAACUAAUCUGUGCAGACUCAACCUCAGCCACAAUAACUUCUGGACUUUGCCCACUAACCUGCCAACACACCUGGAAACCAUUGACCUGUCUCAUAACCUGCUUGUAAAGGUGCUUCCAGGCUCUCUAGACAGACUCCCUGUGCUAACUCACUUCUACCUCCAUGCAAACCGGUUUUCCUCGCUGCCCUUUGGAGUGUUAGACAAACUGACAUCACUUCGAAUCAUCACUUUAAGCAACAACCCAUGGGCCUGCCACCUUUAUGCCGACAUCAACUACUUAAUGUUGUGGAGUCAGCGCAGCUCUGCACAGGUCCUUGGAUGCCCAUGCCACACCCAGCCUAUAUGUGGAGGUGUGCGCCCCAGCAGGACGGGAGGGUGGCACUUUGCCUCCUACAACUUGCCCCCUCUGGCUGCCAGCGCUUCCCUGCCUCCUGAAGGUAGCGUUACCGGGUGGUGGUACCUUUCCAUUUCUGCUCUGCUUAGCACACCUUACACCCAGAGGGAGACAGAGGACCACACCUUCACAGCCACUCCCAUCAGCAUUUCCACCCUAACCACGAGCCUCCACCUAACAAUUAAUCACCUGCCUGCAACUGCCAGCCCAGCCACCAUAAAUCACCUCAUCUCUGGCACAAAGGAAACGUCCCCUUCUGACUCUCUCCACACCACAGAUUCAUCCUAUUUCUCUGACAAAAGUCUCAUUACUGAAACAUCCGAGGCGAAUGGCAUGGUGCUGGCCACAGAUCGAUUCUUUACAACAGAGAGCCCCUCCAUCCAUACAAAGAAGACAACCACUCUUCGUACCAGGAGUGUGAGAAGGCAGAAUCAACCACUUCCUGGCAGCAUCAGCAGUGGCAGCUCUGCUCUCACUACAUGCUCCUUUCUCCUUGUUCUACACAACUUGGGGCUUCUGUCUCUUAUAGUGCCUCAAGUCUUCUGAAGAUAAAUGAAAAAUCACUAACAACUGACUAUUUAUAGCACAAAUACGGUUUGAUAGUUGCAAAACCAUUAUAUCCAAGCUACAGUGUUUCCAAAAAGGUUUGGUAGCUGUGAGUUAAAACAGAAUAAAAUGGUCCAUAAAUCAUUUCAUCCCUACAUUUAAGCACUACAGUACAGCAUCAUGUUUUCCAUAAAGUUGGGACGGAGUGCUUAUUGCUGUGUUAUAUCACAACUUCUUUUAACAACACUUUUGAAACCAAUUGCUGUGUUUUUAAAAGCAAAAAAUAUUUUCUUAUUUUUCCUUUACUUAGUAUUUCCCUCUCUCUCAACAGUUCAAGGCCUCCUUUCUUGUCAUUUUUGUUUCAAAGUGCUCAAAAUGUUUUCAGUGGGGUGACAGCUCUUGACUGCAGGGAGGCCAGUAAAGUGCUUGGACUAUUUCAGAGAUCUUGUCAUUUGUGCAGCACUUGUCAGACAUUGCUUUGCCAAACAAACCAGGUGUGUCCUGAAAAGAACACCAUCUAAGUGUCAGCAUUUAUUAACCAAAAACCAGAACAUUUUGUUCAGCAUUGAUGGUGCCAGUCACAGAUGUGUAAGGCACUCAGUCCAUGUUCAGACACUCCUAGCAUCAUGAUGGCAAGCUUUUGGUCUGUGUGCGUAAAAA